Molecule: messenger RNA, 519 nt
Organism: Ichthyophthirius multifiliis
Lineage: Eukaryota; Ciliophora; Oligohymenophorea; Hymenostomatida
Product: ras oncogene family 4 protein, putative
Exons: 5
Molecular function (GO): GTP binding; GTPase activity
Source: RefSeq, a predicted model, not a curated record
AUGAAAAAAGUAAAAGCUAAAGUUGUUGUUGCAGGAUCACCAGCAUGUGGAAAAACAAGUUUAUUAUAAAUGUAUACAUCAAACGGAUAAAAUUUUUUAAAGGAUUAUAAUAUGACAUAAGGAGCAGAAGUAUCUUCAAAAAUAGUUACCUUUGAAGAAUAAGAUAAAGAUGUAGAAUUAUUCUUUUUUGAUAUAAGUGGAUAAGAAUGUUAUGUAUCAAUAACAAAAGAAUUAUUAGGAAACUCAGAUUUGUGUGUAUUAGUAUAUGAUUGUACAGAUGUUGAAAGUUUUAAUUCAGUUUCAAAAUGGGCAGAAUAAAUAAAAAAAGCAAAUUAAAAUAAAUUACCUCCAGGAAUUCUCGUUUCAACUAAAAAUGAUAUGAGAGGGGCUAUUACUAUUGAAAUUGGAUAAGGAAAAGAUUUGGCAUAAAAAUUAGGUCUAUAAUACUUUGAAGUUUCUGCAGCAAGAAACAUUGAUAUUGAUUAACCUUUUUAUUUAUUAGCAAAAAAAAUGAUUUGA